CUCUAACCUUACCUACCCUUGUACCCCAGCUUUUCACGUCCCCGGCCAACGCUGCCGAGACGUGGCGUAUCAUUGAACAGCACCCAGGUGGCCGGCUUUCUCACAGGCGUCACGAGGCAAUGGAGCGAAACCGGCGCAUGGCGGACCUUGAGCUGCCCCCGCUAGACCCCUGCCCGUGGUUGGCGGAAUCGGCCCCCAAAGGAGGCAAACGUGCUGGAAGGAACUUACUUCCCCUCAGAAGUGAACGAAAUGGUCUUGCUUGAGAUGACUAUGGCUUGCCUCCGUGCCAGCUGCCGGGACUUGCCUUGGCUCACUCCCGUCUCCUCCCUCACCGAAGCGGCGGUUGCCUGCAAGUCUGGCCUGUCGCAUGAUGCUCGACAUUCCUACGAAAUACGCACGGGUAUAAAGAGGAAGAGACCCCCGACGGCACCAGCGACGUCGCCAGUGGUUUCCAGUUCGACACCUGAAGCAGCGUGGCUUGCUCUUGGCCGUCACCCUCAGGCCUCAUCUGUCAAUCCCGUGCCAACAGACGACGCACGCAUUGUUCUGCCAAGAUGACUGCUUCCUUGUCAGAGAAGAGAGAGGCCAGCGUGGCCCACGACGAUGGCGCCCGAGACGUCGGCGCCGCUGUCCAGCUGGCUCACGAGGCCGAGGAAAAGCAAACAUCACCGUGGACUCCGUCCAUGUUUCGCCUCUACCUUGUCCUAUCCUGCGCGUAUCUCUGCGGAUGCCUCAAUGGCUAUGAUGGUUCACUGAUGGGCGGCCUGAAUGGCAUGACCUCGUAUCAAAAGUUCUUCGGCAUGAAGGUGGCUGAUUCAGGCACUGGACUCGUCUUUGCCAUGUACAACAUCGGCUCCGUGGCCGCUGUUUUCUUCACCGGUCCGGUCAACGACUACUUCGGACGACGAUGGGGCAUGAUAACUGGCGCAGCCGUCGUCAUCAUCGGCACAUGCGUACAGGCCCCAUGUAAUAGCCGUGCCCAAUUCAUCGGUGGCCGAUUUGUACUCGGCUUCGGUGUCAGCUUCUGCUGUGUGUCUGCGCCUUGCUAUGUGAGCGAAAUGGCCCAUCCGCGAUGGCGCGGCACACUCACGGGGCUUUACAAUUGCACUUGGUACAUUGGCAGUAUCAUUGCGAGCUGGGUUGUCUACGGAUGCAGCUACCUCGACAAUAACAAUGCCUGGCGCAUCCCCAUCUGGUGUCAGAUGAUUACGUCCGGGAUCGUUGUCCUGGGAACCUUUUGGCUCCCGGAGUCUCCCCGAUGGCUCAUGGCCCAAGAUCGACACGCCGACGCCGCCAAGGUCCUCGCGACAUACCAUGGAGAAGGCGACGAGAAGCACCCCAUGGUGCAGCUUCAGCUACAGGAGAUGAGCCAGCAAAUCUCGGCCGAGGCAUCCGACAAGAAAUGGUGGGACUAUCAUGAGCUCUGGAAUACACACAGCGCCCGUCGCCGCCUGAUUUGCGUCCUGGGCAUGGCCGUCUUUGGCCAGAUCAGUGGCAACAGCUUGACCUCGUACUACCUCCCUGCCAUGCUUAACAACGCGGGUAUCACGGACGAACACAAGGUCCUGGCAUUGAACGCCAUCAAUCCGGUCAUCAGCUUCAUGGGCGCCAUUCUUGGUGCUCGCCUUACGGAUGUUAUCGGCCGCCGACCGCUGCUUCUAUACUCAAUCGUAUUCUGCUCUUGCUGCUUUGCGAUCAUAACAGGGACAAGCAAGGCCGCACUGGACGAUCCCAACAAUGCCGCCGUCGCCAACACCACGGUCGCAUUUAUCUUCAUAUUCGGCAUCGUAUUCUCUUUCGGCUGGACACCGCUGCAAUCCAUGUAUAUUGCGGAGACAUUGUCGACUGAAACCCGCGCGAAGGGUACGGCGAUUGGCAACUUUGCCAGCUCCGCCGCCUCGACUAUCAUUCAGUAUAGCAGCGGUCCGGCGUUCGACAAGAUUGGUUACAAGUUCUACCUUGUGUUUGUGUUCUGGGAUCUGAUCGAGGGGGUCUUUAUGUACUUCUUUUUCCCCGAAACCAAGGAUCGUACUUUGGAGGAGCUUGCCGAGGUGUUUGAGGCACCCAACCCGGUCAAGAAGAGUUUGGAGAAGCGGAGUGCCACAACGGUCAUGAACACUCUUCAAGUCAAGGAUCACGGUAAGGGAGUGGAAGAGGUCUGAGACGAUGCUGGGCCGUGAGGGUAGUCUGUCGAUUCUGGAGACCCCAGAUGCGUAGGCUUGGUUGGGUCGGUGGCUUAAUUGGGCGUCGUGGUCAAAGACUUGAAACACUGGAGGUGCUUCGUAUUGUAUGUAGAAGCGUCCUUGCCGGCAGCGGAAAGCGUGGCAUUGGUACGUGUGGAAUAUGAC
Messenger RNA from Purpureocillium takamizusanense, 2348 nucleotides. RefSeq lists its product as uncharacterized. Gene Ontology annotation, molecular function: carbohydrate:proton symporter activity. Gene Ontology annotation, biological process: transmembrane transport; carbohydrate transport. The record is from RefSeq and is a predicted model, not a curated record. NCBI's taxonomy places the organism in Eukaryota, Fungi, Ascomycota, Sordariomycetes, Hypocreales, Ophiocordycipitaceae. The transcript is spliced from 3 exons. The coding region runs from base 555 to 2162 and encodes 535 amino acids. Gene Ontology annotation, cellular component: membrane.